This is a messenger RNA of Phaethon lepturus (White-tailed tropicbird), 592 nucleotides long. It is a transcript of the gene CLVS2, whose product is annotated as clavesin 2. The transcript is spliced from 4 exons. NCBI's taxonomy places the organism in Eukaryota, Metazoa, Chordata, Aves, Phaethontiformes, Phaethontidae. The annotation marks the transcript as partial. Gene Ontology annotation, molecular function: phosphatidylinositol bisphosphate binding. Gene Ontology annotation, cellular component: membrane. The record is from RefSeq and is a predicted model, not a curated record.
GUACACACUGGUGGAUAUUUUGCGCGCCAUUCUUCUUUCGUUAGAAGCCAUGAUAGAAGACCCUGAGCUUCAAGUGAAUGGAUUUGUUUUGAUUAUAGACUGGAGUAACUUCACCUUCAAGCAGGCCUCCAAGCUCACACCAAGCAUGCUUAGAUUAGCCAUAGAGGGCCUUCAGGACAGUUUUCCAGCUCGGUUUGGAGGAAUACAUUUCGUCAAUCAGCCGUGGUAUAUCCAUGCCCUCUACACAGUUAUACGGCCCUUUUUAAAGGAGAAGACACGAAAAAGGAUAUUCCUGCACGGUAAUAACCUCAACAGCCUGCAUCAGCUAAUACACCCUGAGAUCUUGCCUUCAGAGUUUGGAGGAAUGUUGCCCCCCUAUGACAUGGGGACGUGGGCAAGAACACUGCUGGACCAUGAAUACGAUGAUGACAGUGAAUGCAAUGCGGACUACAAUGCUCCUGCAAAGGAGAUUGAAAAGGACCUCUCUCCCAAAUCCAUGAAAAGGUCUCAGUCGGUUGUGGAUCCUGGGGUGCUGAAACGCAUGGAUAAGAAUGAGGAAGAAAACAUGCAGCCUUUGCUUUCACUUGACUAA